UGUUGAACUGUGUGUUUGUGUGUCAGCAGGUGGUGAUCAGGGCAGGUUUGUGAUCAACAACAGGACAGGUGAGAUCAGGUUAACCAGAGCGGUGAACGACCGACGCCUGGAGGCCAACUUCACGCUCACCAUCAUGGUGUGUCAGGAGGACGACCGGCUGAAGUACAGCGUGGCGUCGGUUCUGAUCAGAGUUCUCAGUGAGAACCUAUUCCCUCCGGUCUUCAACAGAACCACCUUAAAAGGUUUCAUCAUCCAGAGCUCCAGCCCCGCCUCCAUCGUCACCACCUAUGGGAACCAGGUGUUACAGAUCCAGGUGUCAGACCGCGACUUCUCUGAUGGCCAGAAUCCAAACAUCCACUACUCCGUUCAUCCUCCAUCUGAACUGUACCAAGUCACCCAGGGGGGGGUUCUGAUCGCCAGGACGGACAGACUGCACGCCUUCGACAGACACAUACUACAGGUUGUAGCCAGAGAUGAAGAAUCAGGAGAAGAAGCUUCAGCCUCGGUGGACAUUGAGGUCCUGCAGAGAGGACAAUCAGUCCCCCGUGGUGCGUUCACAGAGCAGCAGAUGUUUGGAGAUGUGGACAGCAGGCUGGCCGGAGGAAUCGCAGCGAUGAUCCUGCUCUUGUUUAUAUCGGCGGUUCUGUUUCUGCUGCUUCGAACCGCCAGGAGAAGACGACUGACGAGAAACCCUGACGAACACGCAGCCGGCGGGAAACAUCCCAGCAUGGUGAGCUCCAGUCGACCCGUGUUCUCUAUGGACGAGUCUUCAUACAGAACCAGAGCUUUCACUCAUCAAUAUGAGUCUUCUUCACAGUCAGAAGGUUUCCAUGGCAGACAGGGAGUCUACACCAGGAAACAAUCUCUGCUUCCUCUGCCAUCAUCAUCAUCAUCAUCAUCAUCACACAUUUUCAGCGGUCCUACAGGAAGAUUUCACUCUGAGCUGUAUCCUGUCAUAGAGAAACCAGAACCCCUCGGAUCAUGUGAUGUUAGAGACGCUCCACAGUCCACAGCAGUGAUCACAGACGACCCCAUGAAAACCCAGCAAUCACAGGAGGCGUUACAGGAAGACUUGAAAACCCACGAAUCAGAGAAGGCGUUACAGGAAGACUUGAAAACCCACGAAUCAGAUGAGGCGUUACAGGAAGACUUGAAAACCCACGAAUCAGAGGAGGCGUUACAGGACUCAGAGGACCCCUACAGGACGAUGGCCUCUGUGAUCUUUUUGUCUGAAGACGAGUACAGCUCAGAGGACGCUGACAUGUCUGUGCAGCAGCCAAUCACAUAGCAGUAACAAUUAAAUCUGACACCUCUCUGCAGCCAAUCACAGAGCAGUAACAAUUAAAUCUGACAACUCUCUGCAGCCAAUCACAGAGCAGUAACUAUUAAAUCUGACAACUCUCUGCAGCCAAUCACAGAGCAGUAACAAUUAAAUCGGACUAUAUGUAAACGUACUAUAAAUAUAUGCAGAUGUGUAAACAUGAUGUUAAAUGUUAUAUUAAAACUAUAUGGAUAUUGAUAUUCUAGCAGGUUUCUUCACGUUUCUUUAUCUUUUGCCACCUUAAGCUGCGUUCUCCAAGAUGUUAUUCAAGUUCAAAUUUUGUAACUCAGAAUAAAAUUUUGAUAGAAAAACA
Sebastes umbrosus (honeycomb rockfish) is the source of this 1634-nucleotide messenger RNA. RefSeq lists its product as uncharacterized. Gene Ontology annotation, cellular component: membrane. Gene Ontology annotation, molecular function: calcium ion binding. The record is from RefSeq and is a predicted model, not a curated record. Gene Ontology annotation, biological process: homophilic cell-cell adhesion. Lineage: Eukaryota; Metazoa; Chordata; Actinopteri; Perciformes; Sebastidae. Bases 134 to 1288 code for a protein of 384 amino acids. The transcript is spliced from 6 exons.